Diplodia corticola is the source of this 1389-nucleotide messenger RNA. RefSeq names its product hydroxymethylglutaryl-synthase. The coding region runs from base 1 to 1389 and encodes 462 amino acids. The transcript has 4 exons. Gene Ontology annotation, biological process: ergosterol biosynthetic process; acetyl-CoA metabolic process. The record is from RefSeq and is a predicted model, not a curated record. NCBI's taxonomy places the organism in Eukaryota, Fungi, Ascomycota, Dothideomycetes, Botryosphaeriales, Botryosphaeriaceae. Gene Ontology annotation, molecular function: hydroxymethylglutaryl-CoA synthase activity.
AUGCAGUCGCGUGCGCAGAAUGUUGGCAUCAAAGCCGUGGAAUUGUACUUCCCAAACCAAUGCGUUGAUCAGACUGAUCUUGAAAGGUUCUUGGGCGUCGCCCCGGGAAAGUUCACGAUCGGCUUAGGGCAGACGCAAAUGGCAUUUUGCGACGACCGUGAAGAUACAUACUCUAUCGCGCUUACGGCAGUCUCGUCUCUGCUUCGGAAAUACAAUGUUGACCCCAAGUCCAUUGGACGGCUUGAAGUUGGCACCGAAUCGCCGCUCGACAAAUCCAAGUCUUGCAAGACGGUGCUCAUGCAGCUCUUUGAGCCGCAUGGCAACACGAACAUCGAAGGCUGCGAUACUUUCAACGCCUGUUAUGGCGGUACGAAUGCCCUAUUCAACGCGGUGAACUGGAUUGAGUCAUCGGCCUGGGAUGGGCGGGACGCGAUCGUUGUAGCUGGAGACAUCGCGUUGUACAACCAGCCAGCGGCAAGGCCGACGGGAGGAGCUGGAUGCGUGGCCAUGCUGGUUGGCCCGAAUGCGCCCUUAGUGUUUGAUGCCGGGUUGCGAGGAUCCUGCUUCAGGCAUACCUACGACUUCUACAAGGCCGAUUUCAAGUCCGAGUAUCCCUUGAUCGAUGGCCAAUACUCCAUCGAAUGCUACACCCAAGCAGUGGAUGCCUGCUACAAAAACUACAACGACCGGAAGGAAGCCCUAAGGACGUUGCUGAACGGCUCGUGGAAGGAGUCUGGGCUGGCUAGCGGCAACUCCGACCUGCCACUCGGCUUCUUCGACUACAUGGUCUUCCACGCCCCGACCUGUAAGCUCGUGGAGAAAUCCUUCGCACGCAUGCUGUACAAUGACUUCGUUCAGAACCCCGACCACCCACAAUUCGCCUCGGUCGCCCCGGAGCUGAGGAACUUGAGUGCCGAAGAAAGCGUGACCAACAAGGCGGCUGAGAAGACAUUCAUGGCGCUCGCGAAGAAGCGUUUCACCGAGCGCGUCCAGCCCGGCCUUACGGUACCUACCAUGUGCGGCAACACCUACACCGCAAGCGUCUAUGGCAGCCUCGUCAGUUUGAUAGCAAACUUGGGCAGCGAGAAGCUUCAGGGCAAGCGCGUUGGUCUCUUCAGCUACGGCAGCGGCCUUGCUAGCUCUCUGUUCAGCUUGACUGUGCGUGGCGACAUCUCUGACAUGGCCCGAAAUGUCGAUCUGCUGUCCAGGCUGCAGAAAAGGCAUGUCCUGUCCCCAGAGACGUACGACGAGGCCUGCAAAAUCCGAGAGAAGGCAUAUCAGAAGAACAACUAUACGCCGGUUUCGGAUCUCACCAGGCUUCUUCCCGGAACUUACUAUCUGGCUGGUGUCGACGGCAUGUUUCGUCGGACGUAUGAAGUCAAAGGAUAG